Messenger RNA from Peniophora sp. CBMAI 1063, 1446 nucleotides. The record is from the annotation of a GenBank genome assembly. NCBI's taxonomy places the organism in Eukaryota, Fungi, Basidiomycota, Agaricomycetes, Russulales, Peniophoraceae.
AUGCUUCGUUCUACUUCGCGUCUGGCCCGCUUGCGUGCAACGCGUGUCACUGCUCAGCGGUGUGCCUCAUCUAGCGCGGCUGAGAUACAGUCUGAGUCAGCACCAAAAUCUGCAUAUGCGUUGCCCAAGGCACCUAGCACCACCUACAAGAACAUAUCACACCCAAUUCCCUCUCCGGAACUCGGCCAAGCGUCCAAAGCUACCAUUGAGAAGGCCACGCACUAUGUUCUGCCCGUCUACGCGCGGCCCGAUGUUGUACUCGCUCGUGGAGAGGGCUGCACUGUGUGGGAUGAAGAUGGGCGGGAGUACCUCGACUUCUGCGCGGGUAUCGCGGUGAAUGCCCUUGGACACUCGGAUCCUGGUGUUGCGGAGGUUCUCCAUAAACAAGCCAGUACACUAUUGCAUACAUCAAACGUCUUCUACCACAAGCACGCGUCCGAGCUCGCAGAGAAGCUUGUGACUUUGACCCAGCGCGAAGGCGGCCUCGGCUACCAUCCCUCCUCGCAUCCGACAACCGCGCCGGGAGCGAAGGUUUUCUUCGCGAACUCGGGUACCGAGGCGAACGAGGGCGCACUCAAAGUCGCUCGUAUGGCAGGCAAGGUCCGCGGCGGGGAGCGCAAAAUCGGCAUCGUGAACUUUGAGGGCAGCUUCCAUGGUCGCAGCAUGGGUGCUUUGAGCGUCACGAGCAACCCGAAAUACCAAAAGCCCUUUGCGCCACUCAUCCCGGGUGUGCACACCGGAAAGCUGAACCAGCAUGAGGGUCUGAAGGAGCUCAUCAACGACGAGACGUGUGCAGUCAUCCUCGAACCGAUUCAAGGAGAGGGCGGUGUCAAUGUCGCUGAUGUCCACUGGAUGUCCGAGGUCGUUAGGCGCGCGCGGGAGGUCGGAGCCGUUGUCAUCUUCGAUGAGAUCCAGUGCGGUCUGUACCGAACAGGCACCCUAUGGGCACAUUCGACAUACCCACAGGACUGUCAGCCGGAUAUCGUGACCAUGGCCAAGCCACUCGCAAACGGUUACCCCAUUGGCGCGGUGCUCAUCCGUGAUGAGGUUGCAGAGGUGAUGAGUGCGGGUACUCACGGUACGACCUUUGGCGGUUCCCCGCUUGCGUGUGCAGUUGGCAGCCACGUACUGUCGCGUUUGAGCGAUCGCGCCUUCCUCGGCCAUAUGGCGGAGACGUCGGCUUACCUCCUUGCUCGGCUCGAGCAUCUUGCGGGUUGGUUCCCCAACCUGGUUGCCCCGAAAGUGCGGGGACGCGGUUUGAUCCUUGGGCUUGUGUUCAAGCGUGAGGGGGAUCCCGGCAAAUUGGUCGAGCUUGCGCGCGAGCGCGGUGUGCUUUUGCUCACGGCUGGCAAGGACGCUGUGCGACUUGUCCCAAGCCUGAAUGUCACGCACGCGGAGGUAGACAGGGCCGUGGACGUGAUUGAGAGUUGCUUGGGUGUAAUGUAG